AUGUCCACCAUGACUGAGACGGUCGUUAUGCGACCGAAGGCCAAGGUGAGCAAUAAAAUUGACCUUGUUCCUGAAUCGCAGCGUUUCAUGUCAGCAUGUCAAGAUAUCGCAAACCAGCUCAUACAGGAAUACGAGACGGCUGGCGAUGACUCGAAGCCAAAGAAAGACAUAAAUCUGAAUAGCUUACGAGGACAAAUCAGUCGAAAAUACAAGCUGAGCCAUCAGCCGCCUUUGACUGCAAUCAUCAGUGCUGUACCCGAACAGUACAAGAAAUUCAUUCUGCCUAAGCUCCUCGCUAAGCCUGUCAGAUCAGCAUCUGGUAUUGCGGUUGUUGCUGUAAUGUGCAAGCCACAUCGUUGUCCACACAUUGCGUAUACUGGAAACAUCUGCGUUUAUUGUCCUGGUGGGCCUGACUCCGACUUUGAAUAUUCCACCCAAUCGUACACAGGCUAUGAACCAACAUCAAUGCGCGCCAUUCGAGCCCGAUAUGAUCCCUUCGAACAGGCCAGAGGACGUGUCGAUCAGAUCAAGGCUCUAGGUCACAGCGUGGACAAGGUUGAAUAUAUUAUUAUGGGUGGCACUUUCAUGUCCCUGGCAAAGGAGUACAGAGAGAACUUCAUCGCUCAACUACAUAACGCAUUGUCAGGCUACCAGAGUGAGAACGUGGACGAAGCAGUGACAGCUGGAGAGAUGUCAAGCAUCAAAUGCGUUGGCAUUACAAUCGAAACUCGACCAGAUUACUGCUUAGAUACUCAUCUCUCUGAUAUGCUGCGUUAUGGCUGCACCAGACUCGAAAUUGGCGUGCAGUCCUUGUACGAAGAUGUCGCACGAGAUACUAAUAGAGGUCACACGGUUGCAGCUGUGGCCGAAACCUUUAAACUUGCUAAAGAUGCCGGCUACAAAGUCGUCUCCCACAUGAUGCCUGACCUGCCCAACGUGGGUAUGGAGCGUGACAUCUUCCAAUUCGAAGAGUACUUCGAAAGUCCUAACUUCAGAACCGAUGGCUUGAAGAUAUAUCCAACGCUAGUGAUUCGAGGAACAGGUUUAUACGAGCUGUGGCGGACAGGUCGCUACAAGAAUUACACACCAAAUGGUCUCGUUGAUCUCGUUGCCAAGAUACUAGCACUAAUACCACCUUGGACUAGGAUCUAUCGAGUACAGCGCGACAUUCCCAUGCCACUCGUUACUUCUGGAGUGGAAAAUGGUAAUCUUCGAGAGCUAGCGUUAUCGAGGAUGAAAGACUUCGGUACAACCUGCAGAGACGUGAGAACUCGCGAAGUUGGCAUAAACGAGGUCAAGAACAAGAUUCGACCAUCUCAGGUCGAGCUGGUCCGACGAGAUUAUACAGCAAAUGGUGGCUGGGAAACUUUCCUUGCCUACGAGGACCCGAAACAGGACAUUCUUAUCGCAUUGCUAAGACUAAGAAAAUGUAGUGCUACACAUACCUUCCGACCUGAACUUACUGGCCAGCAAACCAGUCUAGUGCGAGAACUGCAUGUUUAUGGGUUGGCUGUACCAAUUCACGGACGAGAGAAGACCAAGUUUCAGCAUCAGGGAUACGGCACAUUGCUUAUGAAAGAGGCUGAAAGGAUAGCCAGAGAUGAGCAUGGAAGCACCAAAUUGAGUGUAAUCAGUGGUGUUGGUGUGCGCAGCUAUUACGAAAGACUCGGCUAUGAGCUUGAUGGACCAUACAUGAGCAAAACGUUGAACUAUGAUGAUGAUAGCGACGACGACUGA
This is a messenger RNA of Lithohypha guttulata, 1737 nucleotides long. It is a transcript of the gene ELP3, whose product is annotated as Elongator subunit. Lineage: Eukaryota; Fungi; Ascomycota; Eurotiomycetes; Chaetothyriales; Trichomeriaceae. The coding region runs from base 1 to 1737 and encodes 578 amino acids. Gene Ontology annotation, biological process: tRNA wobble base 5-methoxycarbonylmethyl-2-thiouridinylation. Gene Ontology annotation, molecular function: acyltransferase activity, transferring groups other than amino-acyl groups; iron-sulfur cluster binding. The transcript has 4 exons. Gene Ontology annotation, cellular component: elongator holoenzyme complex; nucleus; cytoplasm. The record is from RefSeq and is a predicted model, not a curated record.